UAAGGAAGUGUAAUUUAUAUUAAGUUGUAAAAUUUGUGGUUUUCAUGGUGCUGUGAAUAUUGGUGGUCUUCUGGGUUGUUGCACUGUGUGCUACACAGUCAAAGAACUACACAGUGUGACAACAUAGAAUAUUGGUAUAUUGUACAUGUGGGCGAAUGCCGGCAGAAGAAGCGAAGAAUAUUACUCAUAUAAAGUAUUUAUAAAGUGUUGACAAUAUAGCGCCGAUUGCGAUCACAAUGGAUGAAGAUUUUUUUUCUGCACUUACAGAAUUAUUAGAAAAGACUACUUUACCAGAUAAUCCUGAAUUGGAGGCAGCCCAAACUUAUUUGGAACAAGCGGCACAAACUAACUUGCCAGAAUUUGUGAAGACCUUGUCUGAAAUUCUUGAGUGUAGUUGGAUUAGUCCAGUGGUAAGGAUGGCAGCAGGACUCCAGCUCAAGAAUACGCUUACAUCUAAAGAUCCUGAUGUUAAAAAACAAUACCAGCAAUGCUGGCUUGCCUUUCCAGAGGAAACCAGAGCUUACGUGAAGAAAAAUAUCCUAGCUUCUCUUGGUACCGAGAAUAACAGACCAAGUUCAGCGGCGCAAUGUGUAGCGUAUGUAGCGGUAGCAGAGCUUCCUGUUGGCCAGUGCAUAGGUGUAAUGGUGAACAAUGUCAUCGACUCAACAAGUACAGAGAUGAAGGAAGCUACGCAUCAAGCAAUGGGCUACAUCUGUGAGGAUAUUGUAAGUUGCAUCUAUUGAGUAUGCCAGUUUAUGUAUACCCUUCACUGUGUUAGUAUGUACUAAUUUCACCAAACCAGACCAUUCCUUUAUUAUAUGAGAUAUUUCAUGCAAUAAGAAAAUAUUUCUGAAGAAUUUCGAUAUUCGAUUAGUGCUUUAUCCUUUUGUUUCUGAGCUUUGUGUAGCAUACUUCAAAACACUUUCUGGGAGAGCAGUCGCAAAAUAUUAAUAUGGUAGAAGCAAUUGUUGAUGCGUUUUGUACGUUACAAUGAGUCUGUAUCCUUGUGGAAGUUUGUAAGAUGGAAGCGUGCUUGGUUUUAAUGGCAUCACUGGCUGCUUGUGGGAAUAUUUGUACAAAUGUUUCCAAACCCUUACCAAAAGAUGGUAGAUACUGU
Messenger RNA from Zootermopsis nevadensis, 1117 nucleotides. The record is from RefSeq and is a predicted model, not a curated record. Lineage: Eukaryota; Metazoa; Arthropoda; Insecta; Blattodea; Termopsidae.